This is a messenger RNA of Panthera uncia (snow leopard), 9414 nucleotides long. It is a transcript of the gene SEL1L3, whose product is annotated as SEL1L family member 3. Lineage: Eukaryota; Metazoa; Chordata; Mammalia; Carnivora; Felidae. The coding region runs from base 54 to 2828 and encodes 924 amino acids. The record is from RefSeq and is a predicted model, not a curated record. The transcript has 18 exons. Gene Ontology annotation, molecular function: protein binding.
GCCGGUCCCUGCACCAGGUGACCUGUUCCGGCCCGGAUCCGGGCGGCCUCGCCAUGCAGCGGCGCGGCGCGGGGCUCGGGUGGCCGCGGCGGCAGCAGCAACAACCCCCGCCGCCCGCGGUCGGUCCCCGGGCCGCAGCCAUGGCCCCCCCGAGCGGCGGCGUCCCCCCGGGCCUCGGCGGCCGCGCUGCCUGCGCGCUGCUCCUGUUCUGCUACCUGAAUGUUGUGCCGUCUUUGGGCAGGCAGACGUCCCUGACGACGUCGGUAACACCCAAAGCGGAACAGAGCACGGCUUACAAAGACUUUAUUUAUUUCACCGUCGUUGAAGGGAACGUCCGCAAUGUUUCUGAAGUCUCGGUUGAGUAUUUAUGCUCUCAGCCGUGUGUUGUCAAUCUGGAAGCAGUUGUCUCGUCCGAGUUCAGAAGUAGCAUCCCUGUGUACAAAAAGAGGUGGAAAAAUGAAAAGCAUCUUCACACCAGCAGGACACAAAUAGUGCACGUGAGAUUUCCGAGCAUCAUGGUUUACAGAGAUGAUUAUUUCAUCAGACACUCCAUUUCGGUAUCCGCGGUGAUACUACGCGCCUGGAUUACUCACAGAUACAGUGGUGGAGACUUGAAUGUUAAAUGGGAGGACAAUUUGCUACAUGCCGUAGCUAAGAAUUAUACUCUGCUGAAGACGGUCCCGCCUUUCGAACGCCCUUUCAAAGACCAUCAAGUGUGCCUGGAGUGGAACAUGGAUUAUAUUUGGAACCUUCGGGCAAACAAGAUUCCCCAGUGUCCUCUUGAAAGUGAUGUGGUCACCCUGCUGGGCUUUCUCUAUGCCUCCAGUGGAGAAAACACAGGCAUUGUGAAGAAGUUCCCGAGGUUUCACAACCGAGAGCUGGAGGCCACCCGACGCCAGCGGAUAGAUUACCCAGUGUUUACUGUUUCAUUGUGGCUUUAUUUACUCCAUUAUUGCAAGGCCAGUCUCUGUGGGAUUCUGUACUUUGUUGAUUCUAAUGAGAUGUACGGCACGCCGUCUGUAUUUCUUACCGAAGAGGGCCACUUGCAUAUUCAGAUGCACCUUGUCAAAGGAGAAGACCUUGCGGUAAAAACGAAAUUCACCAUGCCCUUGAAGGAGUGGUUUCGACUGGAUCUCUCUUUUAACGGAGGCCAGGUAGCGGCAUGCACGCCCCAUGAAUCACCAGCAUCAUCACUGAUAACAUUAAGCGUUGCUGUAAAGUCAGGGAGCCAGGAUAUCCGCCACAGCGAAUUUGUGAUAGUGGUAGCCACCAGCCUUGGACAGGAUUUGAAAAGCUACCAUAAUCAGACCAUUAGCUUCAGGGAGGAUUUCUAUUAUAAUGACACUGCUGGGUACUUCAUUAUUGGAGGGAGCAGGUAUGUGACUGGCAUUGAAGGGUUUUUUGGACCCCUGAAGUACUAUCGUCUCCACACUCUGCACCCUGCACAGAUUUUAAACCCCCUCCUUGAGAAGCAGCUUGCUGACCGGAUCAAGUUAUAUUACGAAAGGUGUGCUGAGGUUCAAGAAAUAGUGUCUGUGUACAUGUCCACGGUACAGCAAGGGGGCGGGAGACCAGAAGCAUGCGACCUCCGGAACUCCUAUCUGGACCUGAAGCUCAGGUACGGGAGGCCCUCCACGUGCAGAGCCUUCCCCUGGGAGCAGGAGCUGAAAGACCGCCACCCCAGCUUGUUCCAGACCUUGGUGGAGAUGGGUUUGUUGACAGUACCGAGGAACCAGAAUGAAUCUGUAUUAGAAGUUGGCGGGAGGAUAUUUGAGAAGGCUGUGAAGAGACUCUCCAGUGUUGAUGGUCUUCACCAAAUUAGCUCUGUCGUCCCCUUUCUGAUGGAUUCCAGCUGUUGUGGAUACCAUAAAGCAUCCUACUACCUCGCAGUCUUCUAUGAAACUGGAUUAAGUGUACCUCAGGAUCAGCUGCAGGGCAUGUUGUAUAGCUUGGUGGGAGGCCAGGGCAGCGAGAGGCUGUCUUCAAUGAAUCUUGGCUACAAGCACUACCAGGGUGUCGAUAACUACCCCCUCGACUGGGAGCUGUCUUACGCAUACUAUAGCAACAUUGCCACGAAGACACCCCUCGACCAGCACACGCUACAGGGAGAUCAGGCAUAUGUCGAAACAAUUAGACUGAAGGAUGAGGAAACGCUCAAGGUACAAACCAAAGAGGAUGGAGAUGUCUUCAUGUGGUUGAAGCACGAGGCCACCCGAGGAAAUGCGGCAGCUCAGCAACGAUUGGCCCAGAUGCUGUUUUGGGGCCAGCAAGGUGUGGCCAAGAAUCCUGAAGCAGCAAUCGAGUGGUACGCCAAGGGUGCCCUGGAGACUGAGGACCCCGCGUUGAUAUAUGACUAUGCCAUUGUGUUAUUCAAGGGUCAAGGAGUAAAAAAGAACAGACGGCUUGCCUUAGAGCUGAUGAAGAAAGCGGCUUCCAAGGGAUUGCAUCAGGCAGUCAAUGGCUUAGGAUGGUAUUACCACAAAUUCAAGAAAAAUUAUGCCAAAGCGGCCAAGUACUGGCUAAAAGCAGAAGAGAUGGGGAACCCGGAUGCAUCGUACAAUCUUGGAGUCCUGCAUUUGGAUGGCAUUUUCCCAGGAAUUCCUGAAAGGAAUCAAACGUUAGCCGGUGAAUAUUUCCAUAAGGCUGCACAAGGCGGACACAUCGAAGGAACCUUGUGGUGUUCUCUCUAUUAUAUCACAGGCAACCUGGAGACCUUCCCUAGAGAUCCCGAGAAGGCUGUGGUAUGGGCAAAGCACGUAGCUGAGAAAAAUGGCUACUUGGGCCACGUCAUUCGCAAAGGCCUCAAUGCCUACCUGGAGGGUUCAUGAGUGGAGACAGCACAGGGGGUCCUAGCUGAACCUCUGCCUCUCCCUGGCAGGCCACAGAAAGCUCAUGGGAAGAAGAGAGAGCAGUGUGUUUAGGGCUCAAGCUACAUCCUUCCACUGAUAUUUUACCACAUCUUUCACAGCCGAGAGCCUGGAUUUGCUGGAACUCACUCACCAGACCUCUGAUGUCAUAGCCAAACAGUCUCCCCAUUUUGACUUUCUUCUGAUGAAGUUAGGAAGUCUCAUCCUGGACCCUAUGGGAUGAGACACUGCACGUAAAGACUUGCAAAUGCUCUCCGUUUGCUGUGCCUUGAUUUUACAAAUAAGGGCACACCUUUCCAAACUGCAAACCCACCUGAUCCAUCGUUCUGUUUUCUUCCUCCAGUCCUCCCGUUCUGUCUUGCUUUUCCAUUGGGCCAUAUUUUCUUGGCUGGUUUUUUGCCUGAAUGAUCUGGGUAUUUCAGUAAUAACUAACAAGGGCAUGCAAACCAGCACAUAUCCCAUCAGUCCACAGCCUCAAAGAUAUUAGACCAGACCUGUCACAGAUCACACUCUGAUCUGAACCUUAAUUAAAAAUUAAAAUAUGAGUCCAAAAUAACGCGAUUUUCUCCUUUGGUCCAUGGGUGCCCACAUAAUCAGCAGAUAGCGUUCGGUAAAUGAGAAUCUUAAAGAAGGCAGGGCAAACGAAUCCAAUGAAAACAGCACCAAAAGAAAUGUUUAUCAUUAUCAUCCUGUGAAAGCGUAUUAUCUAUAACCUCACUGUACACAAUCAGAAAAAAAAAUUUAAUGAAAUUGUUAUUUUGCAAUUGAUACACCUUACAAUUUUUCUGGUGUUUCAUCUUGUCUCCCAAGUAAGCUUCAGUUCAUAAAACUCCCAAAUUUGACUUUAAUUUAUUCUCUACUUCUCACCCUCCAAACUUCCCACCCCCACAAGCUUCUGAGGGGAAAAAGAGCAUUCAGAUACCGAAGUGUGUAUGCGAGGGAUUUUCCCCCAGAGAGAGCACAUCUGUAAACUCCCCCACACCGCCACACACACACAUACACACACACGCACACACACACACACACACACCAAGAUGUUUGACACUGUUUUUCCCAUAAAGAGAGUGCCUAUUAAUAGCUGACAUUACUUGCCUGCUUUUGAAUUUAACAUCACAAAGCGUUUCAGAUAGCACAUUUUAAAAUUUGCUGUGAAGGUCAAGAUGAAUUAAUUUUCGUGACCUGUUGUCCUUCGUGCAAUAUUCAGCCACAGCAUGAGAUUGAUUUUUUUUUUUUUCUUUUGGUAGAGGGGAGGGGGAAGUUAAGUGUAUUCUCCACUGUUUGUGAGUUUGGGUCCAGUUCAGCAGACUUUAUGGAGUAGACUUAAAUGCGGGGUGCCUCAUCUAGUCCUAUGCUUCAGGGGAUGCCACCAGCAGGGCUUGGGGAAGUUUGCGGCCUCACCUCUUCUCAUGCUGAACUCACAUGGCCCGUACUCUGUUUGACCUCUGGAUCUUUGAACAUGCUGUUUCCUCUGCCCAGAAGUCCUACCUAACUCCGUACUCCCGUUAGGAUCAUGAUGGCCCUUGUUGAUUGCCCUGUGUCUUGUACCCCAGUGCCCAGCCCCGAGUGGUACCUGGGAAGUGCUCAAAAACAAAUGAAUGUAUGAACGAAGGCAAGUAGCACAACCAUAACUCAAGACCCAUGAGCAGCAUAUCAAGAGCAUGAAAGAUUCUGAAGAGGAAAAAUGCUGUCCAGUUUGUGGGACUUAGGUCAGCCUUCACGACAGAGGUAGCAGAGGAUAUGGCCUUGAGGGGUGGGUGGAAUUUCCGCUUAGCCAUGCAGGGAAUAGCGUUUCUGGUGAAGGGAAUAGCAGGAACAAAAGCAAAGAGAUAGGAAAAUUCUGGAUGAAUCUAGAAAUUUUUAAGCCUCCAGUUUGCCUUCAGGUGAGAUUUGUAAAAGGGAGUGAUAUAGAAUAAGACCAAAGAAAUGCUGCUCUAGGAAACUUUAAAUGGCAGGUCAUACACUUUUUACUUUAUUUGUGAGGAGUGGGGAGUUACUGAUAGUUUUGGGAGAGGGUACUGAGAUGACAGAGCUGGGUUCUGAGCUGUUUAACCAAACAACUGUGUUUGAUGGUAAAGAGAAGGGAGAGUCAGAAGGGGCAUGUUAGUUCAGAAGCCAGGUGAAAGGAGCUGAGCAUUUGAGCUGGAGAUGGGGCACAAGCCAGUUCAGUUGUUCUUCUCUUCUUCUGUCAUAUAAUGGUUGAUGCGUAUGAAGUAAUAUGUGAUAUAUACGUAAGUUCUCAAGUGUAAUGAUAAAAUGAACACCUAUAACCCUACAUAAGAGAAUGAACAGCUCUGGGGCGCCUGGGUGGCUCAGUUGGUUAAGCCUCUGACUUUGGUCUCGCAGUUCCUGAGUUCGAGCCCCGCGUCGGGCCCUGUGCUGAGAGCUCAGAGCCUGGAGCCUGCUUCCGAUUUUGUGUCUCCCUCUCUCUCUGUUCCUCCCCUGCUCGUGCUCUGUCUCUCUGUCUAAAAAAUAAAUAAACAUAAAAAAAAAAAAGAACUGUUGAAGCCUGCAUUUCCCUCUCAGAUUAAAUCGACCCCCAUCCCUAUACCCAGAAGUAACCAUCAUCCUGAGCCUUAUUGUUUUUUGUUUUCUGUGUUUUUUUUUUAAACAUUUAUUUGUUUUCGAGAGACAGAGACAGAGUGCAAGUGGGAGAGGGGCAGAGAGAGAGGGAGACACAGCAUCGGAAGCAGGCUCCAGGCUCUGAGCCCAGAACGCUCCAGCACAGAGCCCAAUGCGGGGCUCGAACUCACAAAUCGUGAGAUCGUGACCUGAGCCAAAAUGAAGAGUCAGACACUUAACCAACUGAGCCACCCAGGCGCUCCCCAUUUCUUAUAUUAACACACACUGGCAUUUCCCUUUUUUGUUGUUUUUAAGAACAAUGUGGCCAUGACCAUUUUUUAUGUAUAUUGUGGCAUGCAUCAGAAAAGUUGCUCUGCAAUAUAAAUUUAGGAGUGGAGUCAUAGGGCAGGCACGUGUUCAACUUUGUCAGAUGAUGCCAAUGGUUUUCCCAAAGGAUUUUUACCAGUUUGCUCUCCUGCCAACCAUGUAUAUAUUUUUGCUGCUUCAGAUCCUUACCAAUCUUGAUGCUGAUGCUAAGCGUUAUUAAAGAUAAGUUUCAAUCUGGAUUUAAAGCCUUUUUUUUUUUUUUCUAUCAGCAGGAAGGGACAUCUAGUGUCCAUUACAAUGGGAAAAUCGUUGUCAAAGUAUGGUUGAGGCAAAGUGCGUGUAUCUCCCCCCACUCUCCAAGCCCCAAAACUUGCCCUGGGGUUAAACAGGAAAUCUAUGACUGUUGGCCUUCCCACACCACAGGGUGGCUUUUUUGAAACCGUCUAUUUGGCUGCAAUAGAACUAAAUCAUCCAUCAAUGUCCCAAGUCCAUCCCCCUUCAUUUUCUGUGAGUGAAUUUAUUCUGGACGUUAUUUUCAAAUUACGUGUGUCAGUUUGAUGAGCUUGUGUUUUUCUGUGUUGUUCCAGGAUUUAUAUGGGAUAGUUUAAAAGAGGAGCAUGAUUGAGAAGAGGGCUUUUUGCUGUAUAGGCAUAAUACAGAAGAUAAUGUUGUCAUGCCUGAGGCUGUCCUCGGACACCAGGAGAAGUCAGCUAAGGAGAGGCUGGCUGUCAUGUUUCAUUUCUCUCCGCCUUCCCCCUAUGUGUGUUUUAUCUGUGAGCUAGGUGUUUUAUUGUCCUUUGUCUUAAAUAUGUCCUAAAUAUUUAACCCAGGAGGUUAGCCAGAGGGUGGGGGGCUUGGGGCAUGCCAAGUUCCAGCUGAAAGAGAUUCACCUUUCUGCAAUAGACCAGGGGUCCUGAAUUCCACUAAGAUCCCAGGAUUUUUUUUUCCAUCCGUCCAGUAUAAGCUGCUUCAGGCAUCGGCAGAGGAAAGCACAAAGAAAAUAACAUAAUUGUUUGAGAAGCUGCUCAGAGGUACUCAGAUUCACAGUUCACAGCAAGCAGCUAAAGGAUUGAUUAUUAAUAUGUAUCAUUACAAAAGUUCUGUAAAUGUGUAUGCCGAGGCAGAAGUGGGGGGAUAGCAAAUGUGCCCCUAAACUCGUUCUUUACCGUAAAUCCCCUCCUCUCCGCAUCCACCCCCCCACUCCCAGUCCUUGUCGGAAUGACUGUCUGGGGGACAUUUUCACUUUGGUGCAUUGGAAAUAAAGCUUGAGGCUCUGGUUAGCUUCCUAAACCUUGAAGAAAGUCUUGGAAGGGCAGUACGGUUCUAUGGCUUGCCUUUGGGCGUCCUGCCCAUAGCAGGUGCUGCUGACAUGUUUGUCCUAUGAUUAUAAUUAUAGAAAUAUCUGUAAUUAAUACCUCCGGGCAGUUUGUGUCGGAACACAAUUAAGUAAGAACAAAGCACUGGGAGGUAAGGUGGGUAGGAUUUCUGCAAAGGUGUCGUUUCUCAGGAGUCUUAAUGAGCGGAGCAAGUCUGGCCUUGAGUCUGCUAAGCUUCGCCUAUGGAUGGCGGUGAUAUAGGAGAGCACCAGCCUUCGAUGAUCGCUUCUGCAGGAUGGAACACGGGGCUGGAUUUCCAGUCAGCAUUUCUACAGACAUCAAUGCUUUUUAGACCUCUCUUUUUGAUGGAUUUCAGUGCUUCCUCAAAGGAAACGCUUGAGAAUUCUGUGAAAUUUCCUCUUGGCUUACACAUUUAAUUGGACAGUGGAAGUCUUCCUGUAAAACUCGUCCCUUCCUCCCCUCCCCACCACCAAGGUAGCUUUUGAGACAAGAUAUUGACUUUCUGAAGUUUGUCAUAGUGACUCAGUUCUUACAGGAAGCAUCAACCUCCUGCCUCCCCCGCAAAUUCUAACAGUCUGCCCAAAGUGCUGUCAAAGAAAACGUCCUUUUAUUGCAUUUUAAUAAUAAUGUGAGCCACAUUCCAUCCAUUAUGGCAGCAGAGGGAUCCGGCCCAGUAUUUGGCCUUGGGCCAGUAAGUCUACACCUCUCUUUCCCUCAUCCAUCCCCAGGGGGAAACCAGGCACUGGUUCGCCUUCAAGCAUCUCCAAAGAAAUGCGAGAUUGUAAGACCUUGGGAAUGGGUCUCUGUUGCAGAGUGAUGGGGACUUUCUGCUGGGCCACCUUUGCAGACCCUCCAUCUGGGAUCUGUCUGUUCUGAAGAUUCUUGUCCCAAAAUGUGGUUUUUGCAAGCUGUGUAAGAAUAUGCCUAGGCGUCUUCUGUGCUGUGGGCUCGUUUUCUGGCUUGUGACGUAGGGGACACUGCUCAGCCAGCCUUGUGUCUCUUUAGCAUGAGUCAUGGCUAAUUGGUCGGCUGCCUUGGAUGUCUGGGAAGCCAAGAAUCAGCUCACUCAGCAGCUAUAUGGCCCGUGACCUGUGUUGUGUCUGAUUGAAGGUCUCACUGUCCUAAUUUGACCCCCAGUCACCUCUCCCUGUCCCCAGGGGUUGGACCACCAGAAGCUGCUUUAGCAGAGUAGAAAAGACAAUUUCAGAAUCUGCUUCCUUUGUUUCCCCAACCCUCCCAUAAACCAGUUUCUAGGUGGAGUUGCAGUUAAAAAAAAAAAAAGUUCUUAAUGUCAACUGCUUAGAAUGAAAAAUAAGCUUUAGAAACAACUAUAUAUGGCUAAAAUAAAAUUUUACUCAUUAACUGGGAAACACAAGGAAAAUGGAGGAAAUCAUACAAGUAAAAAGAUGAAAAUAAAAUGAUUUGGUUCUCACCACCGAGGGAUAAGUGCUAUUAGCCUUUUUUUUUUUUAAUUUUUUACACAUUUUAUUUAUUUUUGAGAGACAGAGCGUUAGUGGGGGAGGGACAGAGAGAGAGGAGACACAGAAUCCAAAACAGGCUCCAGGCUCUGAGCUGUCAGCACAGAGCCCGACGCGGGCUCGAACCCAGGAACUGUGAGAUCAUGACCUGAGCGGAAGUCGGAUGCUUAACCGACUGAGCCACAGGCACCCCCGUGGUGUUAGCAUUUUGAUAGAUAAUUUUUAAGUUUUAUUUGUUUCCUCUCCAUACAUGCAUCUGCAUGUGUGUGUAUGUGAAUGGAUACAUUUGGUUUUAUUUCUGUUUUACAAAAAUGGAAUUGCUCUGUUUUUCAUCCUACCCUCUUUUUUUUUUUAACCGAAAGGAAAAUUUUGCAUAAACAUCUCUCCACGUUUUUGAAUCCUCUUCUACAACAUCAUUUUUAACGGCCUCAUCUGAAAGUGGCUGCACUGUGGGGUAAUUUAACUACUCACUGAUUUUCAGAUACUUAAGUUGCUUCCGGUGUUUUUUGUUCAUAUAAACAGGUCUCCCAUGAACUCUGUGGUCACAGAAUCUUUACACGUGUUUCUGUUUUUUUAGAAUAAAGCUUUACAAGGGGAAAACUCUUGGCUGAAUGGUGUGGGCAUUCUUAAGACUUCCUGCAUUUAACCAUUGGGUUAACCAGCCCUCCCACAACCAGCGGCUGUAGGAAUCCGUCCGUUUCCCCAAACCCAUGCUGCUACUCUGUAUUGUGAAUCUUGUGCCAGUCUUUCGACAGGUGAACAGUCAUGUCUCAUGGUCUUGCGAUCAUUCAGUUACUAGCAGUAUCGAGCAUUUAUUUUUGUUCCUCUGUGUUUUUGGCCAUUGGU